AACAGGCUGUGUGUUCUCUCUUGCUUUUGGACUCAAUCUUGCUCUUCUUGUGCAGUGGCGAUGCUUACGCUCAGACUCGCGUCUUUGGCCAAAAUUAUGGUCCAGGCGCUAAAAUUGCGGUAUCUCUGGCUGGGGCCUUUGAGAUUCUGAUCCUGACUCAGACCAGCCGAAACAAUCGCUUUCCACACUGAAAUAUUUGCCAUUUGGAGCCCAAAAUCAUCUUUGGUUACAAGAAUGUCGUUGCGGACAGACGGACGAGCAGUAGAUGAGUUACGGACGAUCAGUAUCGCUUAUGAAGGGCUGGACAGAGUAGAUGGCUCAGCCAGGUUCGGGUUUGGUGAGACCAAGUCGCUAACAUCCGUAUCCGGCCCUAUUGAAGUCAGACCAAACUUCGAACUGCCCUCACAAGCUACUCUCGACAUUCAUAUCCGCCCUCUUGCUUCCAUAUCGGGUACCGAUUCCAAAGCAAUCUCUGCCACACUGAAGUCAAUAUUGAUGCCGGCACUGUUUCUGACGCAUUAUCCACGGACAUUGGUGCAACUCGUAGGACAGGCGCUGUGUGGGACCGAGAGCGGCAGCGGCAUGGGAAGUGUUGGUAAAGGCUGGUACGCCAGCUUGGUCGCGAGUCUCAUAAAUGCAAGCAGCGCGGCGUUGAUCAACGCGGGCUCUGUUUCGAUGAAAGGGGUGGUUUGUGCAGUCUCGGUCGGGCGUUUGCCUUCUGCCUCUGGAACCACGCUAGUGCUCGAUCCGUCAGAAUCUGAACUAUCCCGCCUCUCCGGUGGGGGAUGUUUUGCAUUCUUGUUCUCUUCUGUGCUCCCUGUAGCAUCUAUAGACGAACUGCCGCCUUGCUCUCUCCUGUGGACCAACUACACCACACAUACGCCGUUCGAUGACUCUGAGCUAGCUCAUGCCAAGGAACUUGCGGAGAAGGGCGCGCGGAGAGUGUGGAUGUCAUUGAAGGAAAGCGUCGGCCGGAUGGAAGCAUCAGCAACAAGCGUGGAAGACGUGAAACUAAAAUCCGGAUCCAGCAAGAUGGAUACAAACGCGGGAAUGCCGGCUGGUGAAGAAAACGAAAGUGACGUGGACGAUGAAAAGAUGGAAAUCUGAGGCACUUUCUUCGACUCUUAUGGUCAUUUGAUCGCAUAUCAUGUACUCUCGUUUUCAAUAUCUUCUCGCAAUUAUUGCGGGUUGUCGGGCCCAUUUGGUGUACUUUGGCAUCACCUUUUCAGUCCGUCACCUCCAUGUCCUUGCCCAAGCGGUUCCGAACUCAGGAUUGUCGCCGUCAAUACUAUGGCAAGAUAUGUCCCGGAAAGGUGGCUCGGACAGGAGACACAAGGAAUGUGCUGAUGAAACUUUUGCACGUACUAUGUAGUUGCCGGUUACGUCAGUGUGUCGGAUUUAUUGAGUACCUCGAUGCAGUUUCAGAUGAAAAAAGUCGC
This is a messenger RNA of Laetiporus sulphureus 93-53, 1439 nucleotides long. RefSeq lists its product as uncharacterized. NCBI's taxonomy places the organism in Eukaryota, Fungi, Basidiomycota, Agaricomycetes, Polyporales, Laetiporaceae. The record is from RefSeq and is a predicted model, not a curated record. The coding region runs from base 235 to 1107 and encodes 290 amino acids. Gene Ontology annotation, biological process: poly(A)-dependent snoRNA 3'-end processing; rRNA catabolic process; nuclear mRNA surveillance. The transcript has 3 exons. Gene Ontology annotation, cellular component: nuclear exosome (RNase complex); cytoplasmic exosome (RNase complex); nucleolus.